Molecule: messenger RNA, 405 nt
Organism: Prorocentrum cordatum
Lineage: Eukaryota; Dinophyceae; Prorocentrales; Prorocentraceae
Source: the annotation of a GenBank genome assembly
AUGCACUCCGAGAGUUGGGAUGGUUCAGUUGUUUGUUCCCGUGCUCGAGCUGUGUCGCCGCGCAGAGGCCUUUCGUCAGGCGGGCUCGACUGGAAAGUGGCGUGGCCUCCUGCCGCAUGGUGGAUGAUGUUGCGUGCAUGCUGCUGCUCGCAUCCCUCAAGCAGUGGCGAAGCGUCCGGCCCUGCCUAUCUGCCCACCAAAAACGCUUACCUCCUCGUCCUUGCCUCGUUUUGCUCCCGGCGAACGCCAUUGGGAUCCUUGCCGCCUUUCUUCACAGCGGGUAGCACGUCGGGAGAGUCCGCGGAGGGGACGUGGCUGCCCUCGUCGCAGAUGUACAGAGUCUUGGCAUUGCUCGGACGUGUGCAGUUUCUUUCGACAAGGACCAUCGAGGAGCAGUCGAGGUGA